AUGCUUUCCCUUUAUCCGCCAGUAUUAAAGGUUUCGUCGUCGGAAGGCUUUAUACCUGAAUCUGCUGAAAUGGGAACGACUGUACGUACAUCACCGUCGCUGCAUUCAGAAUCUUUACAAAUUCUUGUACAAGAUGGUGAUCUGAAGCCCGGUAUGCCACCAGCAACAUAUGAAUACAUUCUGACCGGUCUUGGCGCUUCAAUAUUUGCUGUUGACCAGCAAGGCUAUGUUUACCUUAAUGUACCUGACGUUGACGCUGAUCCCCCAAAUCCGUCAACUUAUCAACUGAAUAUUGAAGCCCGUGAAGUAAACACUACUCCUAUUCGAAGUAGUGAGCCAGUAUCAAUCACCAUACAUAUCAUGGACGUUAAUGAUAAUCCUCCGACAUUUUCGUCACCGAUAUAUACAGCAAACGUGAGCGCAUUUGGGGCUGACAGACCGGUCAUUGAGGUAAAUGGUUGUGUAUAUGCAAUAGAUAAUGACGCUGGAAAGUUUGCGCAAAUUGAAUAUAAAAUAGCAUCAGUAACUAAUGGUGCACAAGCACAUUUUCGUUACGAUGCAGAAAAUCGUAUGCUCAGAGCCAUGGGACAAUUGACACCUGGAGAGCAUUAUCAAGUGGUUUUGGAAGCUCGGGAUGGUGGCGGUCUAACCAGUCAAGCAGUGAUUAUUGUUUUGGCUUUGGGUGAUUCUCAUUCUCUAAUGUCUAAUGCACUAGAAUCUAGUGUUGAAUUUAUGGGUACACCAGCUAUGCCAAUAUUUCCAGGAUUUGUUGUUACAACUCCAGCCAGUGCUGAAGAGUCGUCGGAAACAAUUCAAACAUUUGUGACCGAACUUAGUGAAGCAACUCCGGCAAACUCUUUAGUUGUUUCGCUUGGAGACGAUGCUACGAAAGGCAAAACAUAUUUUGUAAUUGUUGGUGGUAACGAUGAAGGAAAAUUUGCUAUAGAUGAGAAUACGGGGACAAUUACAACUGUGGAUCAGUUUGACAGAGAAACAACGGCAAUGUACAGUCUGCAAAUCGAAGCAAGAUCAAGAAACCCCGAUCAGCAUCUAUAUUGGACGGUUGUUCAGGUCGCAGUAUUGGAUAUAAACGACAACGCUCCGGAAUUUAGCGGGCCACAACCGGUUCGGUUACGCGUAAACGUUGAUGAUAUGGAAGAGCUGAAGCCAAAUAUGAUAGUCGGAAGGGUUAAUGUAAAAGACCCAGAUUCUGAAGACAAUGGACGAAUUCAACUGAAAAUUGUUCCACCAAUGGACAAAUUGUUCUCGAUUGCCAACGAUGGAGUUUUGACUGUAAACGGUGAAUUUACUGGCGCACACUUUGGCGAACACCGAUUGGGAAUUAUUGCUACCGAUCAGGGAGAUCCAGCACUUGAAUCAAGAGGGAAUGUUGAAGAUUAUACAAGUCUCGAAGGAAAUGGACUUGCCAAAUAUCAACUGAUACCAGAAGAUUAUACACAACAACCAUUAUUUACAAUUCCGCCAACAAUCACAGAUUUCAUCAGCGUGCCGACAACAUCGCAAGAAAUAUUCAUGCCGAUAGUGACAUUCCCAUCAUCAACUCCAUCCACUUAUGAUAUAUCUUCGCAUGAAACUCAAACCAUACAAUCUGCAAAUAUCGGUGGUAUACCAGCAGUAACAAAUCAAUCAUUCAUGUCAACAACGUCAUCGUCUUCGUCACUUCGACUCGCUCCGGUUUUUGAGCCAUCAAAAAUAACAAUUUUGGUAGAAGAAAAUGAAGGUGACACAGAGUUAACAAAACUUCAUGCAUUUUACACUGAUAAUCUUCCCGGCACAGUAACUUAUUUGAUGAAGGCAGGAGAUCCUAGAUUUUUCAGCAUUAGCAGUUUUACUGGUUCAUUGAUGUUGCUGCAACCAUUAGAUGCUGAAACAGACUCAACAUUUGAAUUGCAAAUAAGUACUGCUGAGGCAAUGGUACUCGGCAAAGAUCCAUCUGCUGCUCAUACAGCGUAUGUCACAGUCAAAGUUGCUGAUGUUAACGACUGGAUUCCCAAUUUUGAAACCAACAGCUACACGUUUACCACAAGUUCAGGAACACCACCUGGUACAAUAAUCGGUCAAGUAGUUGCUUUUGACCAGGACAGAGACGAGCCAAAUAACAAAAUUCACUAUCGUUUGGUAAACAACGAUGGGUUAGAGUCGUAUUUCGCUGUUAACGCUGAAAAUGGUUUAAUCACACUUAAACGAGAGAUUGAUGCUUUUGUCAAUGAGAGACUUACUCUGCGAAUAGAGGCUGAUGAUGGUGGGACACCGAAACAGUCAAGUCAAACGAUUGUUCUAAUAGACGUGGAACCGGCUGAAAGCGUAAUUAUACCAAAGAAUCUGCAUUCUUUUACGUCAGCCCCUGACAAAGACCAAAUACAGUUCUCAUUACGCAACUACACAGCAUCGGUAUCAGAGGCAGUUCGACCACCUCACCUAGUACAAAUUUUGUCUGUAAUCAACAAACCAGCUGAUACACGAUUUAUUGUAUGCGCCAUUGCGUCAGGAAACUAUCGGGGCGCAUUUGGUAUUUCAACUGGAGCUGAUGGGAACUGUGAGCUAAGAACACAAAUGGAAUUGGACAGGGAAACGACGGAAAGGCAUUUGCUAAACGUUACCGUAUCGGCGGGUUCGCAAACUGAUUUUGCUCUGGUUGGAAUUACAGUUCUUGAUGCUAACGACAAUGUGCCCCGUUUUAUCUACGACAAUGAUUUGGGCCUAGAAACCUAUUUUGCUGGAAUUGCCUCAAAUGCUGGAGCGUUUACAAAAGUUAUUACCGUUAAGGCAGAAGAUGCUGACCUUGGUAAUAGCAGCGUUAUUAUGUACAAUCUUGACCCGUUGUCGGUAGAUACCAAGUUUUUCUCAAUAGGCCAAUCUGGAGAAAUAACAACAAAGAUGAGCAUGUCACAAGUGCUCCAGAAAAACCGGCAGUCUUACUUUGAAAUUCGAGCAACGGCAUGCGACUCACCGAUUACUGGGCAACAGUUGUGCUCUAAGGCUGAUAUUAUAGUUAAUGUAAUUACGAAUACACAUCGGUUUGUGAUGACCGUCAGCGGUAUGCAGCCUCAAAAGUUGCGUGAUCACGAACAAGAUAUCAUAAAAGCGUUAAGGCAGUUUACCGGAUCCUGUACUUUGUUGAGUGUCGAAAAAAUGAAUGAGCAAAUAAGUGAUACGCAACAGAUGCAAACAGAUGUUUACUGGUAUGCUGUCAAUCCAUCAACUAAAAGAAUUUGUAAGAAACAUGAAUUCAGAAAAUUGUUCGAUAAUUCUGCGAUAGCAAUGAUUGCUGGUAAACUUCAACCCUGGUUAGCAAUGGACAAGAUCAGUGACGAGAUUAUGAGCGACUAUGAUGUGGUGGAGGAAAGCGGCUUAUUUGGAUCAAACUUCAAGUUCGCAUCCAUAGCACUGAUCGUUCUGGCUAUCUUGAUCGCUGUUGGAGCCUUGGCUGGAAUAUGCGGUAUUUGUAUAUGUUAUUCUCGAUAUAAAGUUAGUCAGCGGGCGGUACAUGCGUACCCGAAUAUCUAUCCGAUGCCUAAAUUUGGUACAAUAUUUUUACCAAAUGGUCCUGCCAAUGGUUCACAUGAUAAAAUCUAUGAAACUCAGAUGCUUGAAUUGCCGAUCAGUGACGAAGACUUCACUGUAAAAGGUGGAAGUCAUGAAACAGUGCGAUCUACAAGACAGAGUAGUGGAAGACAAAACUAUCGGAAUUAUGGGAGGCCAAGAACCGGUGGUGGGGAUGAAGGAGAUUUUUCAAUAGAGGAGAGUAUGUACGCAAUUAAUAUGCCAGGUCGGAUCGACCCAGUCUCAAAGUAUGCACGUUAUUGGCUUCCUUAG
Messenger RNA from Enterobius vermicularis (human pinworm), 3837 nucleotides. The record is from the annotation of a GenBank genome assembly. NCBI's taxonomy places the organism in Eukaryota, Metazoa, Nematoda, Chromadorea, Rhabditida, Oxyuridae.